Hibiscus syriacus is the source of this 1512-nucleotide messenger RNA. Its product is annotated as plant cysteine oxidase 2-like. Gene Ontology annotation, molecular function: oxidoreductase activity, acting on single donors with incorporation of molecular oxygen, incorporation of two atoms of oxygen. The record is from RefSeq and is a predicted model, not a curated record. The transcript has 5 exons. The coding region runs from base 466 to 1389 and encodes 307 amino acids. Lineage: Eukaryota; Viridiplantae; Streptophyta; Magnoliopsida; Malvales; Malvaceae.
GCCCAUAGAUUUGUAAUUGCAGUUGGAAGUAGUAUCCAAGACCAUGGCCCCUGGUUUUCCAUUCUCUCUAUCAAAUACCAACUCUUCACUCUCUCUUUCACCUCAACCCUACCCAUCCUCUUCUUCUUCUUCUUGUCCCCCUCCCUUCUUUUCUUCACCUAACACUUAUAAAGAUGCAAUCUUUCACAUCUCUGUCCUCAAUCGGUACAAAUACCCCAUCCUGAAUAAACCCCCCCCCCAAGUAAAGAAACAGUUUUUACUCUAGUCUAUUGUGUGCCCUGUUUCUUCUGUUCAACCCUCUGUUUUCAUCUGCUCAUCAACAUUUCUUGGUUCUUUUCGCUUUUUGUUUGCUGCCCAGAUUUUGAUUUUCAAUUUCGAAUAGUUUUAAAAAAUACGCAUAUCGGAAUUUUACUUCUUUUUUUUAUUCUUGUCUAUGCCUCUGAUAGAGUUGAUUCAGAAUUUUAAAUGGGGAGAGCAACCGUGGCUGAUAUAAAAGGGAACGGUUUUAGUGAAUUGGAUAAGGAAACCAAAGCAAAUACCGAGGACACGAAUAAAGUUCCCGAUACGAAUAAAAAUAGAAAUACUACUACUUCAGAUAGUCGGGGAAAGAAGAGCCGGCGGCGGCAAAGGAAGAUGAUGGCGUUGCCGGCUUCUGCCGUCGUGCACCCUGUUCAAAGGCUUUUCAAUGCUUGCAAAGACGUUUUUGCCUCUGCUCGGACUGGAUUUGUUCCGUCUCCCCAUGAAAUUGAACAGCUUAGCGCUCUUCUGGAUGAAAUUCGGCCGGCUGAUGUUGGUCUUACCCCACAGAUGCCGGUUUUCAGUCCGCAAGUUACUCGGCGAGCUCCGACGAUAACAUACCUGCACAUCCAUGCGUGCAAAAGGUUUUCAAUUGGCAUCUUUUGCUUGCCUCCGUCCGGUGUCCUUCCGCUUCACAAUCACCCUGGAAUGACUGUAUUCAGUAAGCUUCUCUUUGGGACUAUGCACAUCAAAUCAUAUGAUUGGUUUGUCCCUACAACAUCAGCUGUUGUGAAUCCUUCACAAACUCAACAUCCGGAAGUUCGGUUGGCUAAGGUUAAGGUCGAUUCCGACUUGACUGCGCCUUGCAAGACCUCCAUACUUUAUCCAGCUGAUGGAGGCAACAUGCAUUGCUUCACAGCCGUGACAGCAUGUGCAGUGUUGGAUGUUCUAGGCCCUCCGUAUUCUGAUUCCGAAGGACGGCACUGCACGUACUACUCCGACUACCCUUUCACAAGAUUCCCAGCUGAUGAGCAGGUACCAAUACCAGAAGAAGAGAAAGAUAAGCUAGCAUGGCUUCAAGAGAGGGACAAACCUGAGGAUUUGGUGGUUGAUGGAGCUCUGUACACUGGUCCCGAAAUCAUGGAAAGCUAAAUUUCAAAGCCUUCAUCACAUCUCUUGUAAUACCCCAAAACAAAAGAAUCAUUUUCUUAUCCUUGUCUUGUCAGUGGUUGCUGUUUCAGCCUUGGAAACUUCUGUUUUCCUUUGUUUUUUUUC